GUAAUAUGGCGGCUGCAAUAGAAUCAGCCGAUAUGAUUAUUAAAAAGAAUUCUCAAAUAUUAGUCAAUGUAGAAGAAGCACUCGAAGAUUUAUUAGUGGUUUCAUAUUGUUCAGAGAACAGAAAGUUUCAAGGAGUACUUUUAGAUUCCAAUAAGGGUAAUUUACCCUUUGGAGUAUACAGUCUUAAUCCAGUGUUUUCUAAGUCGUCUGAAACUAAAGCUAGUAAAGAUGAAAAAUUACAUUCCGUUAGUCAAAGAUUUACCUAUCAAGAGCCACAAUAUGCGAAUCGAGAUGAAGGUAAAUCAAAGAAACAGGCUACAAAAAGCAAACCUCAACCGCGACAAAAGAUGACGGUUCGCCUACGUCCUCGAAAAGUCUUGUGUUCGAAUUGCCAGGGGAUUUGUAACGAAAACAAUGAAAAUGUGGACGUGUCCAAGAAGCGAAAACUCGAAACCGAAGAGGAUAUUAAAAGCGAAGUUGAGUCAUCAAAUUUAGUGAAAAAAUUUAAUAUGAAAAGUAUGCUAAUUCCUAAGCUAUCCAGAUUGCAUCCAAGUGAGAUAUCUAGUGCAUUGAAAACAAAAACGAAUCAUAAGAAUGAUAAAGUGAAAAGUGCUAGAAGUGAGAGUGGAAGCAACAAAGCUCAAGAAUUGGCUUUUGUCAGUGUAUCUGAAGGUGAUAACUUGUGUGAUAUUGAGGAUGAUAAGAGUGAUGCAGCAUUUAGUAAUCUCUUUUCUAGCGCUAGAACUUUAAAGAUUUGCUUUGGUGAGGGUGAAGGCACUGUGGUUAAAAUACCACCAAUUAAUGGUGACUUCAAUGAGGACUCUGGUGUCUCAUGUGAUAUGGCCAAACCAGACUCAAAAGCAGUAAAAAAAGCAUUAAAAAGAGCUAAGAAACAAGCUAAGAAAGUUGCAGAUAAAAGUGAGGGAAGGAGUGAACCAUCUUCUAAGCAUGUGGGAGCCCUAUCUCCUCACAAUAAUGUAGACAGUAGCCCACCAUCAGACCCAUUAGAAAAGAAACAAAGACACAAAGUUAAACAUAAAAAGAAACACAAAAUACAGAAAAAACGAGAUGAGAACACAAGUAAAAGUGAUGGUGAUUCUGUUGAUUAUUUCAGCAACAUAGAUGGUAAUUUGAAACAUAAAUUUAAGAAACAGAAAAUCAGCUUACGCCGGAUGAGCAGUAAUUCUUACGAACUGUGUGAUGAAAUUGAAUCAUCUGAUGAUGGCGAAAGUGAGAUUGUACCUGACUUUCCUGCAAAUAGUUCAGAGAGUGCUGGAGGUACCUUGCUAAGGGUGUCUCCUGGUGAUAUAGUAUGGGGCAAGGUAGUUGGCUUUCCUUGGUGGCCCGGUCGUGUUUUAAGUGUGACUCCUACUUCAAGAGCACAUGUUGCAUGGUUUGCUUCAACUACAUCAUCACUAAUGCCUUGUGAUAGCUUGAGUCCAUUCCUACAGGAUUAUAAGAUACGUUUCAACAAAAAGAAAAGGGGUCCAUACAAAGAUGCAGUGAAACAAGCAACAAUUGAGGCAAGACAGAUGGAAUGUGAUGACCCGCUGGCAAGUCCAGACCACUCACUAGCGGCUGUCUCACCGAGACGGAUUGAUGUGUUCUCAUAAUGUGAUACUGUCACUGCCGAAUUUAAUGUGAUAUGUAUAUUUGCACAAUUUCAAUAGUUUGUAAGUAUUAAGUGUAUUUUGUAUCUAGUUAAGUAGGUAUUAAAAGCUCCCUAUGAGAAUAGGGAAUAAUGGAAAAUACCCAGAAUUGUAGACCAAUACAUUUAUUUCGAUUUGGUUUUUUUAAAUAAAUAGUCAUAUAUUUGUGAGGUAUAUAAUAUGACCUUUUCACAUCACAAAUACAUAUAAUUUUAUGGUUAAAUACUAAAAACAAUAAAAUACAUAUUGUUAUGAGCAUCACCAACUAUAAUUUAUCACUGUGUUUUAUAACAUUUAUAAUAUAGCCUUAGUGAGGGUAGUUUAAGAAACAGCAGGGUUACUUUUGCUAUUUCUUUGUUACAUAUUUUUACUCUUCUUUUAUUUUAUUAAAUGCAAUAUGUAACUACAUCUAUUUUGCCAAAUUUAUUCUUUUUACUACUUUGUUUAUUUUAUUGAAAUGUAACCUUUUUAAUAUCAUCAAAACUAAACCAGAUACAAAUAGUAUGAAUAGUAUGGCCAAAAAGAUUUUAUUAGAAUUUUAUUAUAUUGCAAAGAAUGUCUCAAUCAUACAAAAAGUUACAAUAUGCAACCCUUAAAAGUAAAUACAUUGUAACAUAUGCUUAGCUUUUUUCAUGGAAGUAGAAUCUUAUUCUUUUACAAAAUUUUGUUGCCUGACUUAGAAACUCAUAUUUAACUUUUUAAAACAACAAGUAAUUUACUUUAUGGUCAUUCCUAUAUAUUUGCUACUAAUGAUACACUGUAUAUUUAAUUUACUCAAUUUAUUUUAUUUUUUAACAAAUUUUUCUCUAGAUACAUGCAUCCUGAGGCAUUGAAGUGGGAUAGUAAUGUAUAAAUUUAUACAGAAAAUAGUUGAAAUAUAUAUUAAGUGCCAUGCUGUGUGCCAGAAAUGUCUCUAAAAAAUAUUUACAAAUCAACAUAGAGCGCACGGAUUAUCUCGCACGCACGGACGAGUAAAAAAAGAAGGAGUCCGCGCCGUGAUAUUAGCAACCGUGAAGCACCGUUAUGCUUGUGUCUGUGCGUUUACGGGGGAUACUAGUUACACAAUUUUUUCUCCUUUAAAUAAUCAUAUAUGGCCACAAAUACUUAUAUAGUAUCGUUUUUACACUUUUUCACAACGCAAGACGGCAUUUUUAAAAUAUUUUAUUGAGACGCAACUGAUCUAUCACAGACGAUGACAAUUCUCAUAAUGGCCGCCUAUCGGCCUGUAGUAGUGUGAGUGUGUGCGUGAGGCUAUGUAUUCACACGUUACCGGCUUGUUUUGGUGCUACACUGUUAUGUAAGAUGACACAGAGUCCUUUUAUUAGUCCGUGCUCGCACGAUACUAUAGGAUAUACGCCUCCAUCAUUAUAUUGUAUUAAAUAGGGAAUUGUUUUUCAUACACCGUAAAAAACAAAGCAUAUAAAAAUAAUAAUAUUAAACCAUGCAUUAUAAACUCCCAUUCAUUGGAAUAGCUACCCUAUAUAUAUUAAGUAUACGACAAAUAACAUAUAUUGACACUCCAAAAAUAAAUACUCUUUUUACAUAGUAACGACUGCUGCAGACGACAGGCCCACACACGUUAAUUUAACAAGGUUCCAUCCCUGUUUCAACGCGCGAGGGUUGUGUAUAACAAGAUCCAGUGCAAUUAAUAUAUUAUCCGAGAUUUCGUCUGUGGUAUUAUUACAUACCAUGGUAAUAUUACGUACGUAUUUCGGUCUCAUGAGCACUUUUAUAAUAUUUUGGAAUUAAAGGCAUUUAUUUUCUCAAAAUUGUUUUCCCUUUGAAUUAUUUUUGUUUUCAAUAAUUCUACCUCCGCUUCAAAAACACUUAAUAAAAGUAGCAUCACAAUGUUUUGGACCUUUCAUACAGUGUUAUAAAAUAUAAUACUGUGUUUACUGUCAUAUAAUUUGCAGUUAGGUACUAACUUAAUUUUGUAGGGAUAAUUCUAUGAUGCACUAGUGUGUAAUAUUAUUAUGCACGUGUGUAUAUAUCGUCGUUAUACUUCGGUUUAUGGCUCUAAGAACGAUGUAAUUAGGCUCACUCUACGAGCAAUGUGUUGAAAAAUAACUAGUAUUGUGCUUUUAGACAAGUGCAGUGAUUUCACGUGUUUGUAAUUAGAAUUAAACACAAACUAACUCACUCCCAGAACUAAGUUUAAACAAUCCACAUAAUCGCAAUAUAUAAUUUAUAAAAAUUUAAAAUAUACUUUUUUUUUUGGAUUUUAUGACCUGGUAACUAAGACCUUUAGUCAAGUUUAAAAUAUACUAGUGUUUAGACAAACAAAGAGUAUAGCAUGUUAGAAAAGGAUAGCGAAUCUUUUGUUGCUGUUCUGAUCUGAACUGAUUUUGAUUGACAAGUCGUAAACAUUCAACCACUCCCAAGUGUGGUUGGUUGCGUUGUGGCUCAUACCAAUAUAGGAAUUUGAUGUUUAAUCAAAAUUGCUGACACAUUAUCGGGCUAUCAAGUCAGCUUUACGCCAGUAUAUUCUAAGUAUAUUUGUCUAGGGUAUGUGCAUGAAGGUUUAUUUUUGGCUAGUGGCAUCAAUUAAUGAAGCUUUUAUAUUAAGCUAUUGUAAAGCAAUUAGAUUAUUUUGCCUUCACUGUUAUUUAAUUUUUAAGAGUCCAUUUUUAUUAUUUUAUAGUGUAGUAUAAUUGUUUUAUAAUUAUUAUUUUAUAUGUUUUUUUUAGUUCUGUUUUAAUCUUUAAAGGCACAAUUAGGUGAUUUGUUUAAUAUGAAACCUGUAGAUGUUAUACCACUCGUCUCAUCCAAAUAUAUUGUUUGUAUAAAAUAUUUUAUAUUAGAUAUGAUAUUAAGAUUUGGGAGUGGGUGGAUGUAAUAAAAUUGGUAUAACUUCUUGACAAUUAAUUUUUAUAAAAUAUAUCACCAUGCCCUAGCCUUUCCGUUCCGGGAUUUGAUCGCGCGGUAUGCCUCAGAUCGGCGUGAAUUUUGGCGCAGCGUUCUACAAUGGGUAUUAUUUAACGUGUAAUAUAUAGCUUAUAAUUAGUAAAUGUAUCAGAAAGGUAUUGAAACAAGCUAUAACACCAUGCAAAAUAAACCAUCUUAUAAACAAAAUAAGGGUCAGAAGUUGAUAAGAAAGAAUGGUGCCAUACGGCACUUUCGGUUUUGGUGUAUCUGAAAAAUCUAGUGCCCUGCCGAUUUGGGAAGGCUAGAGGCGAUAAUUCCAAACUACAUUCUUACCAACUACCUCUUUUAGAACAGUGUUGUCGUCUACAUGGUUAAUUGAAAGAGUUCGGAAGAGAAUCAAAAUAUCUCUCACCUAUAUUUACAAUAAACAUAACUUAUUUAAUAAGCAAGCAGUUAUAACGAUAUUUUUUUCAUAAAUUAAAAUGGGGUUUCCGUUAUAUUUUCCAUAAAUUGAAAACUCAUCAAGGAAAAACAUUUAUCUCCUUUGAUGGGUCGGUUUGAGCCUCGUUGCCAAUACUUUAAAUAAAAUAAUAAAGUAGAAUUUUUAUGUUUAUUUUUUUUUAGUUUUAUGGUUUAGUUUAGAUGUUGUUUUACACUACUGAGACGUAGUAUACAUAAUAUAACUUUGCCUGGAAUGCGGUGGCCACGAAUAUGUUCCCAUACAUUUUCUUUAUUUUCUAAAGCGUCAAGUUUGGGUAUAUAUUUUAUAAUAUAGUAAACAUGGCUAAGAAGAAAUGGACUCUCUUUUUUGGCACUUUUUAUGGAUGACUUCAUUGUUAAAACUAGUAAAUAAUAAGGCGUAAACAAUAAUAAAUAGUAAUUGUUUUAAACUUCAUACACCUAAUUGCCAUGAUACUUAACUAAAGCUACUGUAAUUUAUUUUUUUAUGUCAGGAAAAAAUAGACAAUGCCCUACUUUAUGCGGUGGGCGAGUUGUACUUAGUUGUGAAGACAGGCAAUAGCUUUUAUGAACAAUGCCAAAGGUUUAUAUUUUGUUCUUUGAGAUGCGUAAUAGUUUAUGUUUACUCAACUGUUUAGAUUUAAGUAAGUCAAGUCCUAUUGUAUAUUUACAACUACAGGAAUUGUAUAUAAUAAAAUAUAUAAACUA
This is a messenger RNA of Leptidea sinapis, 5681 nucleotides long. Its product is annotated as PWWP domain-containing protein 2A-like. Lineage: Eukaryota; Metazoa; Arthropoda; Insecta; Lepidoptera; Pieridae. Gene Ontology annotation, molecular function: chromatin binding. The record is from RefSeq and is a predicted model, not a curated record. The transcript is spliced from 3 exons. Gene Ontology annotation, cellular component: chromocenter; nucleus. The coding region runs from base 6 to 1613 and encodes 535 amino acids.